AUGCACCAUACAUCAUGGCGGAACUGGCAUAUUAUGACUGCUCAGACUCACUGCUCCCCAUCCACGACACAACAGAAACCAUCCUCAUCCUCCCUUUACGAGAGUUUAUUCUAUUCAUCUUUUACAAAGACAGCGAAGAAUCACCCCGGGAUUCGAGUAUCUCUAGAACAACCAUACCAUGCGUCUUAA
This is a messenger RNA of Laccaria bicolor S238N-H82, 189 nucleotides long. RefSeq lists its product as uncharacterized. The transcript is spliced from 2 exons. The record is from RefSeq and is a predicted model, not a curated record. Lineage: Eukaryota; Fungi; Basidiomycota; Agaricomycetes; Agaricales; Hydnangiaceae. Bases 1 to 189 code for a protein of 62 amino acids.